This is a messenger RNA of Choloepus didactylus (southern two-toed sloth), 1268 nucleotides long. RefSeq names its product carbohydrate sulfotransferase 4 (gene CHST4). Gene Ontology annotation, biological process: N-acetylglucosamine metabolic process; protein sulfation; carbohydrate metabolic process. Gene Ontology annotation, cellular component: Golgi membrane. The transcript is spliced from 2 exons. Gene Ontology annotation, molecular function: N-acetylglucosamine 6-O-sulfotransferase activity. The record is from RefSeq and is a predicted model, not a curated record. NCBI's taxonomy places the organism in Eukaryota, Metazoa, Chordata, Mammalia, Pilosa, Megalonychidae. The coding region runs from base 102 to 1268 and encodes 388 amino acids.
GGUGAGUCAGAGGAGAAAAGCGGCUCAGCCUGGUUAGCUGUGAACCUCUCUAAAGCAGUGGAGACGCCUAAGUCCUUAACAAGGUCUUCUACUGCACAACGAUGCUACCAAAAAAAAUCAAGCUUCUGCUGUUCCUGGUUUCCCAGAUGGCCGUCUUCAUUCUAUUCUUCCAUCUUUCCGGCCACAACCUCAGUUCCCUGUCUAGGAAGGAGGAGCCCAAGCCUGUGCAUGUGCUGGUCCUGUCUUCCUGGCGCUCGGGCUCUUCCUUUGUGGGGCAGCUUUUUGGGCAGCACCCAGAUGUCUUCUACCUGAUGGAGCCUGCCUGGCAUGUCUGGAUGAGCUUCACACAAAGCACUGCCUUGAAGUUGCACAUGGCAGUACGGGACCUGGUCCGGGCCAUCUUUCAGUGCGACAUGAGCGUCUUUGAUGCCUAUAUGGUUCCUGGUCCCCGGAAACAGUCCAGCAUCUUCCAAUGGGAGACCAGCCGGGCCCUGUGUUCCCCGCCUGCCUGCAGCAUCUUCCCACGAGAUAGGAUCAUCCCCCAGGCUCACUGCAAGGUACUGUGCAAUCGGCAGCCCUUCGAGGUGGUGGAGGAGGCCUGCCGCUCCUACAGCCACGUGGUGCUCAAGGAGGUGCGCUUCUUCAACCUGAAGGCCCUUUACCCACUGCUGAUAGAUCCUGCCCUCAACCUGCACAUUGUGCACCUGGUCCGUGACCCCAGGGCUGUGUUCCGUUCCCGAGAACGCACUGCGGGAGAACUCAUGAUUGACAACCGCAUUGUGGUAGGGCAGCUGUGGAACAAACUCGAGAAGGAGGACCAAGCCUACCACGUGAUGCAGGCCAUCUGUGAAAGUCAGCGGGAAAUCUAUGAAGCCGUCCAGUUCUUGCCUGAGGCCCUGAAGCAGCGCUACCUGCUCAUGCGCUAUGAGGACCUGGUCCGGAAGCCCCUGACCCAGACUUCCCAGAUGUAUGACUUCGUAGGCUUGAAAUUCUUGCCCCGGCUCCAGACCUGGGUACAUAACAUCACCCAAGGCAAGGGCACGGGUAAGCAUGCCUUCCACACAAAUGCUAGGAAUGCCCUCAAUGUCUCCCAAGCCUGGCGCUGGUCUUUGCCUUACAAAAAGGUUACUCAAAUUCAGAAAAUCUGUGGUGAUACCAUGAACUCGCUGGGCUACCGCCAAGUAAAGUCUGAGAAAGAGCAGAGAAACCUGUCACUAGAUCUUCUGUCUACCAGCAUCCUAACCGAGCAAGACUACCAGGAGGAUUGA